AUGGAAAGUUACAGAAGAAGGUUGGGGCUUAAGACUGCUAUUUGCAAUAUUUCUGGCAAAAUUUGGGCCUUUGUUGAUGAAGAAUAUGAAGUAACAUUCUUGAUGGACACUGUUCAGCAGCUUACACAGAAUUUAUUCAACGGGGAUAUAGAAGGGGAGAUGGUUGUCACCUUGGUCUAUGCUAAGUGUGAUAGAAUUGAAAGAAUUGAACUUUGGGAUUCCCUGUAUAACCUUGCUUCUGAUAUGACAAUUCCAUGGUUAGUUGGGGGUGACUUUAAUGUCAUCACUGAUGAAGAGGAGAAGUAUGGUGGCCUACCGGUGUCUCUGAAUGAAGUUGAAGAUUUCAGGCAUUGUAUUCAAACUUGUAAUCUUACUGAUUUGGGGUAUAAGGGAAGUGUCUUUACAUGGUGGAAUGGGAGAGGAGCAGAUGACUGUGUAUUCAAAAGGUUGGAUAGGUGCUUGGGUAAUUUUGAGUUUCAGCAGUUGUUUCUAGGAUUGGAAAUCACUCAUUUGAUCAAGCUUGGCUCAGAUCAUUCUCCUUUGUUGCUAGAAUGCAAGCAACAUGUCCAACAGUUUAAGAAAUCUUUCAAAUUUUUAAACUUUUGGACCAAGCAUGUUACUUUUCUUGAUGUUGUAAAGGAAAACUGGACAACAGAUGUGAUUGCUAAUUCCUUUAUGACAUUCAAUGUGAAUUUGAAAACAUUGAAGAAAGUUUUAUCAAUUUGGAGUAAAGCUACUUAUGGUGAUAUAUUUCAGCAGAUAACCAAUUUGGAAGAAGUUAUUAAGGCUCAUGAAGCAUUGUUUGAAGCUGAUCCUUCCUUUGCCAAUAGGGAAAAGCUUAUGAAGGUGCAGACUGAACUUACAAGGGUACUGCAUUUGGAAGAAGAGUUCUGGAAACAGAAAGCAGGCAUGAGCUGGUUUCAAGAUGGUGAUAAGAACUCAAAAUUUUUCCAUGCACAUGUAAAUGGCAGAAGGAAGAUGUUGCAGCUAAAGAGAAUUCAAAAUAGUGUUGGUCAAUGGAUUGAUAAUGAGCAGGAUAUGGCAGAUGAGGCAAUUAGAUAUUUUCAGGCACAAUUUCAUGAAACAGUGGUUCCUACACGGUUUGAUAUCCUGAAACAUGUUCCAUCCAUGAUUAGUAACGAGCAGAAUGAAGAACUCGUGGCAGUUCCUACGAAAGAAGAGGUGAAACAGGCUGUUUUGGUUUAA
Messenger RNA from Lycium barbarum (goji berry), 1206 nucleotides. RefSeq lists its product as uncharacterized. The record is from RefSeq and is a predicted model, not a curated record. The coding region runs from base 1 to 1206 and encodes 401 amino acids. The transcript has a single exon. NCBI's taxonomy places the organism in Eukaryota, Viridiplantae, Streptophyta, Magnoliopsida, Solanales, Solanaceae.